AUGAACCAGACAGUAUCACUCUGGCAUAAGGUGCUAGAGACUAAAAGGUCAUCUCCAGCAGCCCACUCUUCUACUCAUAUCGCCAUAGACAUCUCCGCUCUAAACUGGCAAGAAUCUGUCGGAAGAGGAACGGUGACAGGAUACGGUGAUGUAGAGUGUCGCAUACUCAACACCGGAGACUCAAGUCGACGGGCUUUGACUAUAUACCGAGACCUACAAGAUAGAGCACAUAUCCAGAAGUUCCACGGCAUCGUGGAUAUAAACGAUCAAGACCAUGUCAUCAUGCAAGACUGUUCCAUGUUGCCAACGCUUCAGAGUUGGCGCAGCGAUCCCAGUCGAGUGCUUACUCUUCGAGACCGAGUGAACGUCGCAUAUGACGUGGCUCAGUCUAUCGCUUGCCUUCAUGAGGGCGGACUCGUUCUCAAGUAUAUAACCGAAUCUUCCAUACGUCUCAGGAGCGAUCAGAAUUCUCGUCUGCACCCUGUCCUUACCCAGCUUGAUUAUACGCGCUGUCUUUACGAGAAAACAAAUAGCAUCCGUAUAGAUCACAGAUACGAAUCCCAAGAGAUCAUUACACAGCUAAUGGGUAAAACUCCAUCCAUGCCACAUUCUCAUGAAACUGAUGUCUGGAGCCUGGGGGUUGUCGUUUGGCAAAUUCUUACAGACGGAACCCCAUACCUGAUCGAAGAGGCUUUGUACUUUCAUGAUUACCAACAAGACGCUGCAAAACUUCAACGCGGCUUGGAUGUCUGUCCCCUGCCGGGGGGCUUCCCUGAUGGAUUCCCCCCGCCGCUAAUCGAGAUUGUUCAGGGCUGUUGGUCUCCGAUUGAUCAGGGCCGAUCAUCUUCAAAGACCAUAGCAAGCUCUUUGCUUCGAUCACUGGCUCUUCUCGAUAGGAUUGUAAUUUCCUCGGUGCAAAAGUGUGUUGGUAACUCUGUGAGAAUCGAAAACUCCCAGGAUUUGGAACUGGCUCGAUCGACGGCAUGGCAACUGGUUUGGGAGGCUAGAAAGAGAGCCAAGGUCAAAGACGAGCAAGUUGGUCAGCUGAGCGACCACCAUGCCUCCGUUCUUCUCCAUCAUUCCGAGAAUCCAAAACACCCAGAAUGUGCUUUUCUCGUUGGCUCUCUCAUUUGGUGGGAUCUUAUCAACGUCUCGUUGUUGAACGACUUGGCAAAACCUCGCUCUCAUUUGGGAUUUGAUGGUCGACGAGCGGAAGUUGCGCUUAAGUACUUGCUCUUAGCAAGCGACAGAGGGCACAUACAGGCUAACUUUGAGAUCGCGAAAGCGUAUGAAGCUCUUUGCCGUGAUUACUAUGCACGAAGGGAGGUUGUGCAUGGUUUAUAA
This is a messenger RNA of Fusarium poae, 1344 nucleotides long. RefSeq lists its product as uncharacterized. The transcript has 4 exons. Gene Ontology annotation, biological process: protein phosphorylation. The record is from RefSeq and is a predicted model, not a curated record. Bases 1 to 1344 code for a protein of 447 amino acids. NCBI's taxonomy places the organism in Eukaryota, Fungi, Ascomycota, Sordariomycetes, Hypocreales, Nectriaceae. Gene Ontology annotation, molecular function: protein kinase activity; ATP binding.